AUGUCUUGGUUUCAGAAGACUUUCACGUUGCCGCCAAAGGCGAGGGGCUCAUAUUUGAUUACAGAAGAGGUCGUCUCAGCACUACCGGAGCUGAAGAACUACAAGGUCGGCAUUGUGCAUUUGUUCGUCCAGCAUACUUCGUGCGGUCUGAGCUUGAAUGAGAACUGGGACAGUGAUGUGCGGGUAGACAUGUCAGAUGCACUCGAUCGGAUAGUGCCAGAAGAUAAGAAAGGCAACCUGUAUCGACACAGCUGUGAGGGUCCAGACGAUAUGCCAGCCCACGUCAAAUCAGCUCUUGUCGGGGCCAGCGUGACAGUGCCAAUAAGUAACGGGAAACUUGCGCUAGGGACAUGGCAAGGUGUGUGGUAUCUUGAAUUCAGAGCGGCUCGACAUACGAGGAAGGUAGUCGCAACGAUACAGGGCGAGAAGAUGUGA
This is a messenger RNA of Cyphellophora attinorum, 435 nucleotides long. RefSeq lists its product as uncharacterized. The record is from RefSeq and is a predicted model, not a curated record. The transcript has 4 exons. Bases 1 to 435 code for a protein of 144 amino acids. NCBI's taxonomy places the organism in Eukaryota, Fungi, Ascomycota, Eurotiomycetes, Chaetothyriales, Cyphellophoraceae.